Messenger RNA from Rhizophagus irregularis DAOM 181602=DAOM 197198, 2463 nucleotides. The record is from RefSeq and is a predicted model, not a curated record. NCBI's taxonomy places the organism in Eukaryota, Fungi, Glomeromycota, Glomeromycetes, Glomerales, Glomeraceae.
CUUGUUACUCCUCAAGGAACUCAUUUAAUUUCCUGGAAGGCUUACUAUGACAACUUGGUUGGACGACGUGGCCCUGGUCGUAUCCCUUAUUGGUAUAAAGAUAUCCAGCAAGCUACCACUAUUCCUGACACCAACAAUCGUUUGCUGGCUCAGUUUAUUACUACACCUACGAUUGACUCUUCAUUUUGUGAAUUGGCUCCUUGCCUAUCCUCUCCUCCCACUACAAAAAAUUGGAUUGUUACGUUAGAUGACUACGGCUCUCCCAUUUUUGGCAAACAACUUUUGGUCCAAGCAAGUCGUGGUACUUGUUCUAUUGUUCACUGGGUUUCCCCUGAUUGCGAAUCUUCGCCUGGUGAUCUCAUUAGACUUUCUCCUUGCCCUGGUUGUGCUGCUCAUAUUCCUUUGCCUCCUUCCAAAAAACGGAAUGCUGAUUUAACCCUUUGUACGCCUACGGUAUCUCUACAACAUUCGCUUAUUCUGCCCACCAUCAAUGAGCGAAUUAGACAUAAUACUUUUGAAGUGACUUCUUCUUUUACUUGGGCUGAUAUAGAAGAUGCUCUCGCUCCUCCUAUCACUAUUGAAUCCUCAGCUGCUGCUGUUUUUGCAAAUUCCCCGUUGGUCGUGUCUUCAGACUCACGUUAUAUCUUUUUCACUGAUGGGUCUCUUAUUAAUCUAGGCACUCCUGAUGUUUCUAUGGGCUGGUCCUGGAUGCAAAUUGUUCCAGAUGCUAGUUUUCCUAACUUCAUUGCCACUUAUGCUCACGGCCUUAUACGAGAUAAUCCUUCUUCUUCUCGAGCUGAAGCUGCCGCUAUUUACGCAGUUUUAACCAUUUCACCUCGCGACUCAGAAGUUACUAUUUAUACUGACUCGCAAACUGCCAUUGAUGGACUUCGAAGUUGCUCUUCCUAUGUCUACUCAAAUAGCCGUCUUUACUAUAAAACAACAAAUUUCGAGCUUUGGGCUAUUAUUGAACGAACCAUCCUUUCCAAGAAUUUAACAGUUCUUCCUGUCAAAGUUAAAGCUCACUCUGGCAAUUAUUUAAAUGAUUUUGCUGACUCCUUGGCCAACACUGCUCACACUGCGUCAUCCAGUAUUUUGAUUUCUGGCAUGGACCUUGCCUCUGCCCAUGAUUUUGUUUUGACUUAUGACAACGACGUCGUUUGUGAAUCUAACCCGCGACACCUUCUCAAACAAUAUUAUCAAACGCAGUUAAUGCGUGAAUUGUUAAAUUUAACGCGAUUUCACUUUACUUCUUUAUUAUCAUCUAAUAUAGAUUAUAUUGUCGACUGGGAACUUACUUGGUUUACUUUGAAUUUCAAGCCCUCUCAUGAUGCAUCUUUUACUAUUGAGCAUGCUUCAAGACACCUAACCUUUAAAUUCAAACUUUUCUUGGAUGAUUUACCCACAUUGGAAAAGCUUAAGCGGACUCGACCAGACUUAUACAUGGAAGAAUUAACUUGCCGUUCUUGUAUCGACCACAUGGAAGACCUGAUGCACCUUUUUAUGUGCAAAAGACGUCGCCUACCUAUGCAACAAAUUCUCCAAUCUUAUCAAAACCAUUUGAUUUCUAAAAUUCAAGAAGCUGGAAAAUUGGCUGAUAUUGAUCCUACUCCAUUUAUAGUAACACUCACUUCUCUUUCAUGCUGGUCCUUUUCUUCUACAAAUUGGUCCUCUUAUGCCCUUGUCCGUGGUUGUUUACCCAAACUUUUUAUUGACUUAUUUGUCGAUUUAUCUAUUCCAAGAAUCUCCGCGAUUAAGCAAAAGGAUCUUCACCAUAAUUUAGACCUUUAUGAUGAUAAUCCAUCUUUGGAAACUGAAAAUCAUAAAUUACGUACGAUAAUAGCCAAUUUGCGUAAUAAAAACACGAAGUUGGAAAAAACAAACGUAGAUAUUUCUAAGAAAUUAAAAGGCUUAAAAGAGGAUUUCAAUAUGCUUAUGGAAAUUAACGAUGCAUUCGGUACAGAAAAUGAAGAAUUAAAAAGAAAAAUCAGAGCAAGUGAGAUCGAUGAUAUCGAAUCCAAGCAUCUUUCUAAAAAAGCUAAGGGCAAAAGAAGCGUAGUCCAAAUAAAUGACGAUGACGAUAAAGACGAAGAUGUUGAUGACGACUUGAUGGAUUCCAAAUCAAAUGCAACCGAAGAAUUACCCAAAGAGCCUAACGAAAGAGAAGCAAGGGAUCUGUUAAAAAUUCUGGCAAAUCGUGCAUAUCAUUCACCGGAAGUGAGUGAAACCGAAGAUGAAAUGGAACAAACGGCGCAGCAAUUGCGAUCUCGGAAUUAUGAUAACGAGAUACAAUGCUAUGAUAAAGUAUCACCAGAUGAUGCUCCCGAUUGGUCAUAUAUUGAUCAACCGGAUAUGUUAUAUGACACAGAAUAUACAGACGAUUUAAAUAUUGAUGAUGAAGAUUUAGAUGCAAUUUUGGAAGAUAAAGCGGAUAAAUCAGAAAGUUUUAUGCAAGAAGAUUAA